AUGAAUUAUCCUUAUUCAUCUUUUGAAGAUGAUGGACAAUAUCAAACAGAUUUAUCUGAAGUUGCUUCAAGAAAUGCUGAUGAAGAAGCUGCAGGGCAUCAACAACAACAAUUACAAUAUCAUCGUCGAGUACAAAUAGAAGAAGCAACAAGACAACGUCAACAACAACAGCAACAUCAUCAACAACAGUCUUCACCAUCAUCAUCAGAUGAUUUCAAUUUUGAACUGCAACAAAUCAAACCAAAUCGACCCAAAAAUUCGCCUCCUAAACCCAUAUUUGUUGAUAAAGAUGGGAAAUCAAUGCUUUUUUAUAUUCCUGAAGAUGAACCGAAUCGAAAUAAAUAUCGAGAUCUAAUAAUCCGUUAUGGUGGUGUAAUAGUUGAAAAAGGGUUCCCUACAGUUAUCUUAUUAAGUAAUAAUGAAGAUUUGUAUGGAUUUUCCAAAUUAAAGUUUAUUGAUGAUUGUAUUGCUAAAAAUCAAUUACUUUCAGUAUUUGAUUAUGGAACUUAUGGAACUUAUAAUAAUCCUGAAGAUGCUGCAUUUGAUACUACAUCAAUAAUCAAUGAAUUGAAUGAUGAUUUGUCAAGUAAUAUAUCGUCACUGUUUAGUACAAUAGAAGGAACAAGCUCCAUGGUGGAGGUUCCUGUUGCUGCUCCUGCUGCGAUUCCUCUUCCUCCUCCUCCUCAUCAACAACAGCGUAGUAUAGAUGCAUUUCCCAAUCCCAAUAUUAAUAAUGCUAGACGAGGAUCACUGGGUCAUAGAUUUACAAUAGAACAAGAUGAAUUUAUUCUUGAACAUAUUCGCAGGAAACCUCGAUUUAGACAAUCACAAAAAUUUUAUGCUCAAUUAGCUUUAUUAGAACCAUUGAGAGGUCAUACGGGGAAUUCAAUUCGUUCAAGAUUUAGAAAACAUUUAGAAUCAAGAUUAAAUUAUAUUUAUAAAACUGAUGAUCAAGAUCAAUUAAUUCGUGAUGAAGCAGGAAAUUUAAUUAAAAUUGGACUUGAUGAAAUGCCUGGGACUCUUAAAAAUAAAUUCACACCAGAAGAUGAUUAUCUUCUUUGUUGUGUUGCAUUAGAAUAUAUGGCAUCAAAUAAUAUUGAUUCUAUAGGAUUACGAUAUUCAUUUUUUGAUGGUAUGUACAGAAAAUAUCGUAAUCAUACUUUACAAUCUUGGAGAGAUAGAUUUAGGAAAUAUAUUCGUGAUAAAUCUGAUCUUGUUGAUUAUAAAGAAUAUUAUGAAAAUUGUGAAAAAGUAGGUAUGGCUCCUAGAUGUUUAACAAGAAUUGCUCCAUAA
Molecule: messenger RNA, 1293 nt
Organism: Candida albicans SC5314
Lineage: Eukaryota; Fungi; Ascomycota; Pichiomycetes; Serinales; Debaryomycetaceae
Gene: RAP1
Product: DNA-binding transcription factor
Exons: 1
Coding region: 1-1293 (430 amino acids)
Biological process (GO): telomere maintenance via telomere lengthening; regulation of DNA-templated transcription
Cellular component (GO): shelterin complex
Molecular function (GO): telomeric repeat DNA binding
Source: RefSeq, a predicted model, not a curated record